AUGUACAAGUUUGGUCUCUCAGAGCCCCAAGACGCAAGUCUGGAGAGUCGAAUUUGUCGUAACGUGGUUGACUUCUUCCACACCAAAUGGUGCAAACGUGAGUCUGCGCAGGGGCCACACGAACGCUCCAAAACCGUGGCUUAUGUGCAUAAGUAUAGCCAACCUACCGCUGCUGGUCCACCCAUCCAACAUAACACCUGCGCUCAACAGACUUGUCGAGUGAGAAUGACACCAUCGAUUCCUAUAGUCUACACGCCUUCAGCGGAAAACUCGAUGGAAGAGGACUCACCUACUAGCAUCUCUUCGCCCUCCCCAACUGCGAGCACACUUCCGCGAUCAACGAGGGGUCGGUCGCUAUCCAGAGGACCUCUUUCGGUUGUUGAUCGGCGCAACCAGAGAGUGAGACCGACCUCUAACCUCCUACUUCCUCUCGGAGAGAUGGAGGUGCGAAAGGCUCCUCUGAAGAUCGAGUAA
Messenger RNA from Hydatigera taeniaeformis, 474 nucleotides. The record is from the annotation of a GenBank genome assembly. NCBI's taxonomy places the organism in Eukaryota, Metazoa, Platyhelminthes, Cestoda, Cyclophyllidea, Taeniidae.